Messenger RNA from Anguilla rostrata (American eel), 2022 nucleotides. RefSeq lists its product as uncharacterized. Lineage: Eukaryota; Metazoa; Chordata; Actinopteri; Anguilliformes; Anguillidae. Bases 276 to 530 code for a protein of 84 amino acids. The transcript has 2 exons. The record is from RefSeq and is a predicted model, not a curated record.
UUCCAUCUACUGAUUCAAUCAUCGCCGAUUCAGUCUGCCUUUUGCCUUGUCACAGAAACACCCCCUCUCCUAUCUCACUCUGUUCGUUUCAGCACAGAACCGGAUCCUUCUGAUCAUACGAUUUCGUCCACGACGUUACAUGCGAAGAAAAGCAAGGACCGAAACCGAGGAAGGGUUUUUGAGGGUGAAAAUCGACCAAUGUUUUUGGAAAUAAUACUUAGACUCACCCAUAUUUAAUUUCCCAGUGGGUGCAUUGGCCUGAAUUAUACAACACAAUGGAUCUCUCAUUUAUGGCUGCGCAGAUCCCGGUCAUGACGGGCGCCUUCAUGGACUCGCCGAACGACGACUACAGCGGCGACCAUUCGCUCUUCAACUCCUCGGCCAGCGUGCACGCGGCCGCCGUCACCUUGCAGGGCCAGCAGGACGAGGCGCAGCCCAUGUCCAGAGACGCCAUCUGGCUCUGGAUCGCCAUCAUCGCCACCAUCGGGAACAUCGUGGUCGUGGGCGUGGUGUACGCGUUCACUUUCUGAUAGUCCGCUGCCGUGGUUUGCCUUUGACUUCAGACACUGGGGGAUGCCACCAACUCUCUUUGUUAAAGAAAAGGUCCAGCAGAACACAGGGAUUCAGAGCGACAGCAAUUCAUUGCAUGGUAAAAUUGUAAUCGGUUAUUUUAAUUGUGUAUUUAUUUAUAUAUCAUUUACUGUAUCCCACCAUCCACCCAGUACAUUUCUUCAUAGUUUAUCUAAUGUUGUUAAAGAAAUCUAGAGAUUUUUUAUUUUUUAUUUCUUUUUAUUUAUGAGUUUAGAAAUUAGGUGCAGCUGAAAACCUACUGGUAAUGUGGACCAACAAAUCAUUCCUAGACAUGAGAGCAGCAUUCAAGAGGGUGCUGUCUACCUACUGGGGAAAAGUGCAAUGGAUUGUUUGUUGUAAAAAAGAAAAAAUGAAAUUUGGUAUAAUUUCUGCAUUACUUACUACUUAGCCAUGUGACAUAUUUCAAAUACUAAAACUUACUGCCAAAGGGAGGUAAUCUGUGAUGUAAUUACAGAUGUAUACAUAUUCAAUUUAUAAAAUGUAAAUAGUGAAAAACAACAGAUAUAGAACAGCUUUAAAUGUACAGUCGUAGUCCACUCUGCAGUCAAGGUUUUUAGAUUUUGUCCAAUUCACUAGUUAUACCAUCUGUUUCUUAUAAUAUGGGGCCAGCAUUGAUUAGUAAAAGAGACAAUCAUUGACUGCAACACUAUUCAGUGUACAAAUGUGUUCAUUCAAUGCCAUAAUAUAAUUGGCAGAGUCCUUUUCAGUGCAAGUGUCUUUUUUAUAUGAUAUGUUGUAUUUUUUAAAUUUUAUUUCCAGCUGUCUUGCUCAAGACCUUCCAGUCAAAAGUGAAUGUGCUUUUAGCACUACACAAUAAAUGCUACGAUAUCAGAGGAACCUUUGAAGGCAGCAAAUGUAUGAAUGCCCUUCAUUUGACAAUCUACCAUUAUUUAUGGCUACAUAAGUAUUAUUCAUUAGUUGGAAAUAACUUAAAUUGCUCAUUUUCAAAAGAUGAAUUCAUUUUUUAAGCGUGUUGAAAAUAAUUUGCAUAGUAAUUUCCUUAUCCUUGUAUUGAUUUUAUUGAAACUUAAGAACUGAAACUUUCAGUAAAAUAGUUUUAUUCAGCUGUGUAGGCCAGAAUGAUUCUAUUCAAUUUUGAAAUGUAUUCAAUAUCACAAUAAUUUAUAUGUGUAAUUACACCAGAGACACAAGCAGGCAGUGUUAUGUUGUUGCUAUAUAUACUGUAGAUUUGAAAUAACUGUUUACACUAGUAAAACUAGACUGGCUAACUGUAUAUAUUCAUUCUUCAAAGGAAAACAGUGAAACUUGUUUGUAUUUUGUGGUGUUUUGAGUGGCAUCACUUAAUAGUAAUGUUCUUUUUUAUUACAGAAAGAGGAAACAUUGUUGGUUAGAUGUUUAUUAUACAUGUGAUGUCUGUAGACAUUUUCAAGACCAUAAUUCUGGGGGUAUAAUAAAGUACUACAUAGUUCA